UGGUUGCCUUACUGAUCAAAUGCAGUCUUCCAUCGCGAGGUACAACAUCCUGGCCGUGAACUGGCCACCGGAAUAACGAGUACAUAGCACUUUGCAUCUUUAGGGAAGUCUGUAUACAAAAGUCUUAAUCCUAAAGCGUUCUUUAAGUGCCUAGAAUACGGUUGGAGCUUAAGGACUGAAUUUGGAAGUUUCCUAUCAAGCUAUUUCCCAAAACUUGACCGCUGAGCCUAUGCACGCGUGUGUCAGGGGAGAAAUUCAGGCAUCUAGAUGCAGGCUUUUAUCCAGAUACUUGGGGUCGUGUCAGUUCAGCCGGAACCUGGGCUCGCGAGUUCAGUCUGUGAACAGAUAUUAAACUUUGUAAUAGAAUUGAUUGGACUCCUUGAGCCAACAGGAUAUUGGGAGAAACUUCAGAUUUUUCAUUUUUAAAGAAACUCUAAAUGUAUGAGAAAUUUACAGGAUGGAGAACGAGAAGGAAAAUCUCUUUUUUGAGCCACAUAAAAGGGGACUGAUGAAAACCCCUCUGAAAGAAUCCACCGCAGCAAAUAUAGUAUUGACGGAGAUCCAGCCCGACUUUGGCCCCUUAACCACACCAACCAAGCCCAAGGAAAUCUCCCAGGGAGAACCAUGGACACCAACAGCCAACCUGAAAAUGCUCAUCAGUGCCAUGAGCCCCGAGAUCCGCUACAGAGAUCAGAAAAGGGGGCUGUUUGACAACAGAAAUGAAUUAGCUGUGCCCAAAGAUUGUUUACAUGAACACUUAUCUGGAGACGAAUAUGAGAAAUCCCAACCAAGUCGAAAAGAGAAAAGUUUAGGGUUGUUGUGCCAUAAGUUCUUAGCUCGAUAUCCUAACUACCCCAACCCUGCCGUGAAUAAUGACAUAUGUCUUGAUGAAGUGGCCGAGGAGCUUAAUGUCGAGCGUCGGCGCAUUUAUGAUAUUGUGAAUGUCCUAGAGAGUUUACACAUGGUGAGCCGCCUCGCCAAAAACAGGUACACUUGGCAUGGGCGACAUAACCUCAAAAAAACACUUGGGACCUUGAAAAGCGUCGGGGAGGAGAACAAGUACGCCGAGCAGAUUAUGAUGAUCAAAAAGAAAGAAUAUGAACAAGAGUUUGACUUUAGUAAGAGCUACGGUAUAGAGGAUCAUAUCAUCAAAGCAAACACUGGCCAAAAUGGACACCCAGACAUGUGUUUUGUCGAACUCCCUGGAGUGGAAUUUCGGGCAGCUUCUGUAAACAGCCGCAAAGACAAGUCUUUAAGAGUGAUGAGCCAGAAAUUUGUGAUGCUGUUUUUGGUGUCAACGCCUCAGAUAGUAAGCCUAGAAAUUGCUGCCAAGAUAUUAAUUGGGGAGGACCAUGUGGAAGAUUUGGAUAAAAGCAAGUUUAAAACAAAAAUUAGGCGGUUGUACGAUAUAGCUAAUGUUCUGAGUAGCCUGGCUCUUAUCAAGAAAGUUCAUGUUACCGAGGAAAGAGGCAGAAAACCAGCUUUUAAAUGGACAGGCCCAGAAAUCAGUCCAAAUUCCAGUGGUCUCAGUCCCAUCAAUCCUUUCUCCCCCUCAGACCUGGAAGUGAGGCAGUCUUCAAAAGAGAACUGUGCCAAAAACCUCUUUUCCACACGUGGGAAACCAAACUUUACUCGACACCCAUCUCUCAUCAAACUGGUAAAGAGCAUAGAAAGUGAUCGGAGAAAGAUAAAUUCUGCUCCCAGUAGCCCCAUCAAGACCAACAAAGCUGAGAAUUCUCAGAAUUCUGAACCCUUCCCAAGUAAAAUGGCUCAGCUCGCAGCUAUUUGCAAAAUGCAGUUAGAAGAGCAAUCAAGUGAACCCAGAGAAAAAACGAAAGUACAGCUGGCAAGAUCUGGGCACUGCACACCAUUGGCCCCCCUGGGCACCCCAGUGAAUGCUGAGCUGGAGCUGACGGCACCUGCGCGGUCCCUCAUCCAGCCCCUGGGGGUGGUCCCCCUGAUCUCCAGCCCACUGUCAUCGGUGCCCAUGAUUCUACCUCAGCCCCCUUCGGGCCCAUCCUAUGCCAUCUAUUUGCAGCCUGCCCAAGCCCAAACCAUGACACCGUCCCGAGGCCUGAGCCCAACAGUCUGCCCCACCCCCUCUUCUAAAGCUACAAGAUCAAAAGACUCCACAGAUGUCACCACCGAGAAGGCAGCCAAUGAUGCCACAAAGCCCAGUGUCUCCACCAGGGCUGGAAGCCUGGUGCCAGAGGUACAAGGGGCACAGAACGGAGACAGGGAAUCUGCUGGAGAAAGAGGCUCCAAGAGGGCAAGCUUGCUGGAGGAUAGCGGCUCCAAAAAGAAAUUGAAAGAAGACCUGAAAGGACUUGAAAAUGUCUCUGCAGCUUUGUUCCCAUCAGGAUACCUAAUCCCUCUCACCCAGUGCUCAUCCCUGGGGGCAGAGUCCAUUUUGCCUAGUAAAGAAAACUCAGGUUCCCUUUCCCCGAACCACAGGAUCUACAGCUCCCCAAUCACAGGUGUUAUUCCAGUGACAUCAUCUGAACUCACUGCUGUUAAUUUUCCCUCUUUUCAUGUAACACCUUUGAAGCUAAUGGUCUCACCAACUUCCAUGGCAGCCAUACCUGUAGGGAACAGCCCGGCUCUCACUGCGAGCCAUCCCAUUCCCGUCCAGAACCCAAGCUCAGCCAUUGUAAACGUCACCCUGCAGCAUUUGGGACUCAUCUCCCCCAGUGUGCAGGUGUCUGCCAGCCCCAGCCCCGGAACUCUUCCUGUGUCUCCAAGAAUAGAAGCUGUUAGUGUCGUCCCAGAAAAGGCAGGCCCUCCGCAAGGAAGGGCUGGGAGGUAUGAUUCUCCAGUUCUGGGCCAGAGCCAACCGAAUGGACAAUCUGUUGCUGUGAUGGGGGCACAGGAGCCUGUUCCUGUGACACCCAAAGGGUCACAAUUAGUGGCCGAAAGUUUCUUCCGUACCCCCGGAGGACCAAUGAAGUUGAUGGGCUCAUCCUGCGCGGAUUUCGAUGGUGCUAAUAAAACCGCCAUAGGAACUCUCUUUGUCCCACAGCGAAAACUGGAAGUCUCAACGGAGGAUGUCCAUUAACUGACAGAAGAUAUAUUCAAAGUGGUUUGGAAAAUGCAUUCUCUUAAAGUACUGUAAAUAUG
This is a messenger RNA of Hipposideros armiger (great roundleaf bat), 3117 nucleotides long. RefSeq names its product E2F transcription factor 8 (gene E2F8). The transcript is spliced from 13 exons. Gene Ontology annotation, cellular component: RNA polymerase II transcription regulator complex. Gene Ontology annotation, biological process: regulation of transcription by RNA polymerase II. Lineage: Eukaryota; Metazoa; Chordata; Mammalia; Chiroptera; Hipposideridae. Gene Ontology annotation, molecular function: DNA-binding transcription factor activity, RNA polymerase II-specific; RNA polymerase II cis-regulatory region sequence-specific DNA binding. The record is from RefSeq and is a predicted model, not a curated record. The coding region runs from base 458 to 3055 and encodes 865 amino acids.